AUGUUAACAAAUUUAAGUCGUCUAUUCAUAUCUAUCAUGUUCAUUUUUACUUAUCUCAAUAAAUUCGUAUCUAUUAUCUAUCUAUUAUCUAUCUAUCUACUUGUAUCUAUUCUUUUCAAAAACGUGUUUUUCUUCUCUCUCUCUCACUCUCUAUCUCUCUCUCUCCCUCUCACUCACUCUUUCUCUCUAUUUCUCUAUCUCUCUCUCUUUUUCUUGCUUUUUUUCUUUGCUCUGUCUUCUCUUCUAUGUGUGUUACCCUUCCCUUUUCUCCUUCUCUCUCUUUCUCUCUGUUUCUUCUCUAUCCUUGUCUCUUUCUUCGUCUCUCUCUCUCUCUCUUUUCAAUUUUAUGCCUCACUCUUUCAUUUUCUCACGCUUUUCUCUCUCUCUUUCUCCAUCUCUCUUUCUCUCUCCUCUCAUUCUCUUUCACUCUGUUUCUCUUUCUGUUCUUCUCUUUCUAUAUUUUCUUUUUUCUCUCUCUCUCUCUCUCUCUCGUCUUAUCCUUUUCUUUCACUUCCUCUCCGGAUUUGUCACUUUCUACAUAUCUUCUCUUUUCAAAUCACUGCUCAUUUUUCCACCUACUCAGUCCAUUUUUCUUUUUCUCUCUCUCUCUCUCUCUCUCUCUCUGGCCUUUUGUCUCUUUCCUUUUAUUCUUUUCAACUCUGCCAAAUCAUACAUUUCUUUUCAAAUAAGACAAUAAACUACAUGUCUCUGAUCAGGAGUUUUUUUUCGACUUCCCUGGUGUUCCCAGGUCCUCCUUUUUCAACUGUUACUUUUUUUCUUUCUAUCCUCCCUCGCUUUAUUUGUUUCUCUCCCUCCCCCCUCUCUCUCUCACUCUCCAUUUUUCUCUCUUUUACCUAUCUAUCUAUCUAUCUAUCUAUCUAUCUAUCUAUCUAUCUAUCUAUCUAUCUAUCUAAUUCUAGCUCUCUCUUUCUCUCUCUUUCUCUCAUCUUUCUUUCACGUCAGUCAUCAUCAAUUUUUUAUUUCUUUUUCUUCUCUUAUGUUUAUUCCUUUAUUCCUCAUCUUUCCGGUCUUUUUCAUCCCUCUUUCUCAUUUUUCAUACCACCCACCUUUUCUGCCUGUAGUCUAUCACGUCUCUCUUCCUGA
This is a messenger RNA of Acanthosepion pharaonis, 1104 nucleotides long. The record is from the annotation of a GenBank genome assembly. Lineage: Eukaryota; Metazoa; Mollusca; Cephalopoda; Sepiida; Sepiidae.